Molecule: messenger RNA, 1947 nt
Organism: Aspergillus puulaauensis
Lineage: Eukaryota; Fungi; Ascomycota; Eurotiomycetes; Eurotiales; Aspergillaceae
Exons: 1
Coding region: 1-1947 (648 amino acids)
Source: RefSeq, a predicted model, not a curated record
AUGGCGGUCCCAUCUACGUAUGACGAAGUGACGGCCCAUCUACAACAAGUUCAGCGCGAUCCCUCCACACCUCUAGACCAGACUAUCCUUGACAAGCUCAAGCUGGAGCUUACAGAGAGUACGGACCGUAAAGUCCCCGCAGCAUUGUUGACACAAAUAUCGCAGCUCCUGCCCGUCCUCCAGGAAGACCCUACACCUGUCACUACCCUCGGUAUCAAGUCCGCUGCCUAUUUCAGUUUCUCCGACCUACUUGCCGUCGACCCUCCUAUCAACUUCAUCGCCGGCUUCCGUGCUCCAUCACCACCCAUAAACGAGCUAGCUUUGACUCUAUUGCGCAAAGCAGGGAACGUUCCAAGCGAUGCGGCAAUAGUUGCUGGUGACCCGGAGCUAGUGGCAUCCUUGGUGGAGCUUUGGCUUUCAACUUCUUCAACUGGUGUCGCUCAGGCUGCAUUUGAUGCUUUGUGGGCGCUUCUGGAGGUUGACCAGACGAGUACAUUGGAGAAUGGGGAACACGCUGGAGAUGCGUCUGGUGGGCAAGGCCUCAUGUGGAGAAGAGUUUUCACCGACAAGGAUGUUUAUGGACGCCUGUUCUCCUUUUGCAGUCUUACGGAUAAUGAUUCCAGCGCCCUGUCGGCCCGGGAAAAGACAGUUGCCCAGGGCAGGUUAAUGGGCUUCCUUGUGAAAGCAGGUCAACUACGUUGGGACUUCAUCUCGAGCUCGCAUAUCGCAGAGGUUGAGGCUAAGUACAGGAGCAAAAGCCUCCUGCAUUUCGCGUCCUGCGAAAUGGUUGAUAAGAGUGAUGUUUUGAUGCAUAUGACGCAGCUGAACUUCUUCCGUGAUUUACUAGAAAUCGAAGCUCCCAACCUGAUGUCUCGUACCGUUGUACAGUCAGCGUCUACAUUUUCUUCCCAGGCCCUCGACUUCCUCAUCUCAAACGGUAUCCACAGCACUUUGCUGGAGUACUAUGUGGAUGAAUCAAAAUUGGAUCCCGUGGACCUAAGUUUUCUUUGUGGUCCGGUCAUGGCUUAUGUCGCCCAAUAUGCUGAACUCUACCCCAACCACUUUCUGCAAAAUCCUCAAACCCUAUUGGAUCGCAUUCUUUCUCGGAUCGACGCAUCGUUCUUGAUAUCAUCCACCCAGUGGGCACACGGGCCUGCUCCAAGUGGCCAACUCAAUGUGCUUUCCUCUCUUCCACGCGUAUUACUGUUGGAGGCUACUAAGAAAGGCGUGAAUCCAGUCUUGGCUUUGCCAAUAAAUCCUCCAAACCAAGAGGUUUUCAACGCUCUAGGGAAAAUAUUUCAUGGACCUCCAAAGCACACUCGCUCUGACUCCAUGGACCUUACUACAUCCGGUCAAACGGCAACGGACUGGAACAAAGAAGCAGCGGCGGCCCGCGUGUUGUACUUUAUGUAUCAAAAUCACCGAUCAUCAUUAUGGGACGAUGUUGUUUCUGCAGCCGAUGUUUUGGCCAUGAUGGAUAUCUCGCUUGCGGCUCUGUCAUUUAUGCUAGCUGUUGUUACUGCCAAUUGGCAACUAUUAUCUGGGGAAGCUACCUCCUCUGUCCAUGGCACGCCCCGAUACCUACUUCCAACUGAGGAAGAGCUUGGACGCUUGUCGCCAGCAACGCAAGGAAGCCUUCCUCAGUCAGGUGCCUGGGUGGCCAUUUCUCCUCCCGCCCUCACCAUCCUGUUACCUUUUCUCUUUAAACCACCUCGUUCGUACUCCGAGUUUGUCGCUGGUGGAGCGGCCGACCCACAAAACGCUGUCUGGAAAGUUGCGACGGCGAGGUAUGAUGUCCUAGUCGCCUUGUAUAGGUCUUUGCAAAGUAUGGAGGACCGCGGACUGGAUAUUGAGGACAUCGUAUGCACGUUGAAGAAGAGGGUUGAUGACGGGCCCUUGGGCCCGGAGGUUCGGACCAUCACUCAGGUCGAUACUAUAGGCAUGUGA